AUGGCUCAAAAAGGGAUGAACCUGUGUAACGUGUGCUGCCUGCUGCUGUGGGCCGUCACGGCGGUGCUCGCCGGGCGAGACUUCUACAAGAUUUUGGGAGUAGGCAAGUCGGCGUCCAUCAGGGAUAUUAAGAAGGCCUACAGAAAGCUGGCUCUCCAGUUACACCCCGACAGGAACCAGGACGACCCCGAAGCUCAAGACAAAUUCGCCGACUUGGGGGCAGCUUACGAGGUGCUCUCAGACGAGGAGAAGAGGAAGCAGUACGACAUGUACGGGGAGGACGGGCUCAAAGAGGGCCACCACAGCUCCCACAACGACAUCUUCUCCAGCUUCUUUGGUGACUUUGGCUUCAUGUUCGGAGGCAACAGGCAGCAGCAGGACCGGAACAUCCCCAGAGGAAACGACAUCAUCCUGGACCUGGAGGUCACGCUGGAAGAGGUGUACUCUGGGAACUUUGUGGAGGUGGUUCGCAACAAGCCCGUGGCCAAAGAGGCCCCCGGCAAGAGGAAGUGCAACUGCCGGCAGGAGAUGAAGACCACGCAGCUCGGGCCGGGCCGGUUCCAGAUGACCCAGGAGACGGUGUGCGACGAGUGCCCCAACGUCAAGUGGGUCCAGCUCCCGUCUGGGGGAAGGGGGGGUUAUCUUUAG
Messenger RNA from Menidia menidia (Atlantic silverside), 648 nucleotides. Lineage: Eukaryota; Metazoa; Chordata; Actinopteri; Atheriniformes; Atherinopsidae. The record is from the annotation of a GenBank genome assembly.